Molecule: messenger RNA, 526 nt
Organism: Spea bombifrons (plains spadefoot toad)
Lineage: Eukaryota; Metazoa; Chordata; Amphibia; Anura; Pelobatidae
Product: resistin-like
Exons: 4
Coding region: 95-427 (110 amino acids)
Cellular component (GO): extracellular region
Molecular function (GO): hormone activity
Source: RefSeq, a predicted model, not a curated record
UCCCGGGGGUAUAAAUGAUCCUCCGGAUUCAGUUCUCACUCAGAGACUCUCCCAGGCAGGUCUUGUUCUGGAAGCUGUAUCCGCAGGUCACACAAUGAAGCUGUACGUGCCCCUCCUGGUCAUGUCACUGGGGGUAGUUCUCAUCAGCGCAUGCACCAAUGAAUGCACAAUUAAUGACAUCUUAUCUGACCACAAGCUCAUGAACUCUCUGGCUGUGAAGGUUGCGGAGAACACCAGGAUCAUGUGCACGGACGUCAAACAGAGCGGGAGUUUUGCGACGUGUCCUGGAGGUUUCACCCCCACCGGCUGCGCAUGCGGGAUGGCCUGUGGGUCGUGGGAUAUCCAGUCCCAAACUACGUGUCACUGUCAAUGUCGCAUCAUGGACUGGACCACAGCUCGAUGCUGCAAGGUGGCCGCAAAGUGGUGAUACGAAUAGACAGAGGAGACGCUCGCGUUGCGUACCUCGGCUUCCGAGUAUUGAUUAUAAUAAUAAUAAUGAAUAAUAAAAGUGCUGACUUAUAACGCA